AUAGCAAACAAGUAAGCAGCCAACGCGGGUGGCUUCUGCAUUGUGCUUGGAGCUUGUUUCAUCAGGAGAAAAUAAACAAUGCUCUUUUUACAGAAGAGAAUGUUUCCUUUCUCCAUCCCUGCAAGUUCAAUACUUUUUCUCCUCCUCCUUCUCACAUUUCAACCAGUCAGCUCAUCCCAACAGCCCUACAAAAACGAAAACUUCAAUACAAGCAAGAAAGACCACAGCCAGAAGAUGAGUUCCAGCCUACUGUUUGAUAUCACACUCCAUGGAUUUCUCCUAUGGGCUUCUAUGGGGUUCCUUAUGCCUGUUGGGAUACUUGUUAUCAGAAUGUCUAGCAGGGAGCAAUGUGGAAGAAGGCUGAAAUUUUAUUUCUACAUUCAUACAAUUCUACAGAUACUCUCUGUAUUACUAGUCACAGCAGGAGCAGUCAUGUCUAUCAAGAAAUUCAACAAUGCUUUCAAUAAUAGUCAUCAAAGGAUAGGGAUUGGCCUAUAUGGGAUGAUCUGGUUACAGGCGUUGAUUGGAAUUGUAAGGCCAAAGAGGGGCUCUAACACAAGAAGCCUAUGGUUUUUUAUACAUUGGAUGCUGGGCACUGCAGUAUCUCUCCUAGGAGUCUUCAAUGUAUAUUCAGGAUUAUUUGCAUACCAUGAGAAAACAUCUCGAAGUAUACGAAUUUGGACUAUAAUUUUCACUGUUGAAAUUUCUUUGAUUUCAUUCUUUUACCUAUUCCAAGACAAACUGGAGUAUAUACAAAAGCAAGGAGUUAUUUUGGGGAAUGAUUUGAUAACACCUACCGAUCAAGUGCUCUCUCCAAAUGACAAGCAAAAGGAGCUGACUACUGAUCCUUGCUGAAGGAGUAAAUAGAUUUGUCAGAAGCUUGCUUUCACUAACACGAGAUUGUUGUCAUUCUUCUUACUCAUAUCUCUCCUCUUAUUGGGAUUUGUAUAGGGAAAGAGUGUGGUAUUUUGCGAGAGAUGAAAUCUGGGCUUGCAGGAGCUAUUUUCUGAUGUGGUUUUUCUGUUUUCUAUCACAGAUUUGAACCUAAUGAAUACAGAGGUUUUGAAGAA
Molecule: messenger RNA, 1070 nt
Organism: Cucurbita maxima (winter squash)
Lineage: Eukaryota; Viridiplantae; Streptophyta; Magnoliopsida; Cucurbitales; Cucurbitaceae
Product: cytochrome b561 domain-containing protein At4g18260-like
Exons: 4
Coding region: 79-855 (258 amino acids)
Molecular function (GO): transmembrane monodehydroascorbate reductase activity
Source: RefSeq, a predicted model, not a curated record